AGAAAUUCUACGGUCCAUGGUCAAAAAACCCUUCAUAAAUAUAUAACCACCACCCACACAGAGAGAGAUCGGAGAGAUCGAGAGAAGAAACGUUUCUCUUGUUUUGUUGUAAUCUCCGUCCCCUUUUGUUGAUCGUCUCCAAGUUUGGUGGUGAAUCUAGCUAGACAUGGCUGCCGCGAAGCUCGUGGCUUUGUUACUUCUUGCCUCUCUUUUCACCACCACUGUCUUCGCCGAUGCUGGAAUCGGCAGUGAUGAGCCGGAGAUUAUUGACGCCGCUGGAUCCGACGGCUCCUCUAAGAUCCAGCUCGAUCAGCUUAACGCUAAGAUCCGUUCCCUUGAAUCCCAAAUCGAUGAGAAUACCCGUGAAGUUAAGGUCAAAGACGACUUAGUAGCAGAGAAGGAGAAACUUCUCAAAGAAAAAGAAGACAAGAUUGCUUCCUUGCAGACGGAAGUCUCAUCACUACAAGGAUCAUCAGAUUCUGCAAAACAGUUGGGAAAGGCUCAAGCACGAGUUGUUGAAUUAGAGAAGCAGGUAGAGGUACUCAGGAACUUCUUGGAGCAAAAAAACAAGGAGAAAGCUUCCACAGAAGCUCGGACUAAUGAAGCUGAGAAAAAACUAAGUGAACUAAACUCGAGCCUAGACAAACUUCAGAAGGUAAACGAAGAGCAGAAGAACAAAAUAGGCAAACUUGAACGUGCUAUUAAGAUAGCUGAGGAAGAAAUGUUGAGGACAAAGCUUGAAGCAACCUCAAAGACCAAGGAACUUCUAAAGGCUCAUGGUUCGUGGCUUCCCCCUUGGCUUGCUGUUCACUGGUUUAAUUUUCAGACUUAUGCCGAUACACAUUGGGAGGCCCACGGGAAACCCGCUGUGGAGACAGUAAUUCUAAAGGUGUCAGAAGCUAAGGUUCAAGCUCAGAAGUGGGCUGAACCACAUGUGGAAAACGUUAAAACUAAAUAUAUUCCAGCCGUUAAGGAAACUGUUGCUACUCAUGUUCAGCCACACGUUCGAACACUAUCCAUCAAAGCUAAAGAGUGUUACCAGGCAUCCAAGAAUGCUGUUUCCCCUCACAUUGUCACGGUUCAAGAACUUGUAGACCCUUAUUAUCAGGAGGCCAAAAAGUUUAGCAAGCCAUACGUUGACCAAGUGGCAACGGCCACAAAACCACAUGUUGAUAAAAUUAAGGUUGCCAUGAAACCUUACACAACCAAGGUGAUCAUCGUUUAUACAGAGUUCCUUGAAACCGCCACGACUUAUCACCAUCAGGUUCAAGCCCAUGUUGAACAAAAACUAAAGAGCCAUGAGCUGUCGGAGGCUUUUGCUACCAAUGAAUUUGUUUGGUUUGCGGCGUCUGCGUUGUUGGCGUUACCCAUCUUCUUGGCGUACAAAGUGCUCUCUUCCCUCUUCUGCACAAAGACAAAGAAACCUGUUAAACACCCUCAUCACCAUGGUCGUCGUAAGACCAAAAGGGGUCACACUGACAAGUGAAAUUCAUUGUUUCAGUUCUUUUACAGAGAAGAAUAGACAUUACUAGAGAAAAUCUAGCAAAGCUUGUGUAUUUUAGUGUAUUUUUCCAUUUCACGUGGAUAUAUUGGGAUUUUUCUUUCACACUGUUCUUCUUUUCAAUUUAUCGUUUAGCAUGAUGUUUUUUUCUGAAACAAAACUCUUUUUGUUUAGUCUGAAUCCUUUAUAGACAAUAUUUGUCUUUACUAAGUCUUAAUAUUAAAGCUUCACCAAAGAGUGGAAACAAAAUUGUUGUAGAUUA
Messenger RNA from Eutrema salsugineum, 1763 nucleotides. RefSeq lists its product as uncharacterized. The coding region runs from base 167 to 1486 and encodes 439 amino acids. Lineage: Eukaryota; Viridiplantae; Streptophyta; Magnoliopsida; Brassicales; Brassicaceae. The record is from RefSeq and is a predicted model, not a curated record. The transcript is spliced from 14 exons.